Molecule: messenger RNA, 203 nt
Organism: Acaulospora morrowiae
Lineage: Eukaryota; Fungi; Glomeromycota; Glomeromycetes; Diversisporales; Acaulosporaceae
Source: the annotation of a GenBank genome assembly
GACGAGAGCAAUAUGCAAGGUGUAUGACACAUGCUGAUGAGAAACCUGUCGCUGAAAGGUUCAGAAGUCUUCGUGAACGUAGAAACUGUCUGGCAAGAGAAGUCCGUGUUCAUCGCCUUGCAAAAAAAAACAUUGAUGAAUUUGAACCACAUCAAAAUAUCCAAAGACAAGCACUUGCAAAGAAAACCACUGAGCAAGUUUAG